AUGCCGCUGAAGAACAAGUACGGGGUUUUAAAAAUUGGGAUAGAGUAUGACUACAGCGCUGGGGACUACCACGAGAUAGAGGAGUUGAGUCCAGAUUUCCUCGUAACCAAGCUGUUUAGUGGAAGCCAGAGCCACAGAAAAUUGCUGAACGAUUCUCACAGCGCGUCUAACUGCGCUUCUGACUGUCCUCCUAUCUGCGCCGCUCCUAACUGCGCCGCUUCACCAUGCGCAAGCUUGAACACAUAUAAGGUAGAUCCCCUUUUCGGUGACAAAUUUGAAGAUAACGACAUUUGGAAGCAAAACAUCUACGGCUUCACCUCCGAGUGGGUUGAUCCAGAUAAUGAAAGCGAGCAUCUAAGCGCAUACUCUCGCGACGCCCUAAACAAAGAAAUGCAGUGGGCCAGUUAUAUAUCCAUAUCACAUCUAAUUGUUAAUCCUCCGUCUCACAGAAAGUGCGAUAAUUACGCCAGAUGCAUCAAUGCCAAUAUUCACAGCUACAAUGGGGUGUCUAUCAUUGUGAAAGUGCCGCUAGCAAUACGGGUAAAAGGGAAGGCACUUGUGGAUAGCCCCCCAGGGGGAGGCUCAUCUUCCCCUCUGAGUACCCCUGGAGGGGGGGAAUCUUCCUACGAAACUCUCAAUGGCUGGAAUUUAUGGGCAAAUUUUACCCCCUACUGUAAUCAUAAUUUUUCCAAUUUGAGCGUAGGUAUAGAAUUAGUGAACGUUCAAAAUGUUGACAUUUAUAGAAUCAACCUAGACGUGUGGAAAUCCGAACCAGUGAAAUUAAUCCUCCUACCGCUAAACGUAUUUACCAUUGAUUCCAAGACAGGUUAUCCUUAUCUAGCGAAGAAGUUAAAAGACCUGUUAGUGUACUUUUUUAGAAAAAAUAUCGAAAUUGUCUUAACAGGAAGAGGCAAAAAUGAGUACCCCUCGCUGAAUGGCGUGAAGAAGGAAGAAAUGUACAGUAGCGGUGCCCUUCAUUCCGAUGUGAGCUACCUCAAGUGCUGUAUUUAUUACUUAAAAAGGCUUUUUAUGUCUAUUGAAAAUUUCGAUAACGAAACCCUUUUUGAUAGUGCCUAUUGGGACUAUUUGCAGAUCCCUUUGCAACCCUUGAAGGAUAAUUUACCUUCCCAAACGUACGAGAUCUUCGAAAAGGAUAGAACCAAGUAUGAGCAGUAUGAACUGGCCAUUAGUAAGUACCUCUCCGUGGAACUACAAAAAAAAGGGGGGGGAGAUAACAAUGUGAAGGGAAGAGACAGAGACAUCAUCAUCUUCGUCGUCGGUGCAGGAAGAGGACCAUUAGUGGACUGUACCCUGCAAGCUCUGGAAAAAAAUAAAAUCUCUAAAUUUCAAAUCUACGCAAUAGAAAAAAAUGAUAGUGCCAUUUUGGUGUUGCGAAAUAGGGCUACUACCCCUAAGUGGAAACAAGUUCACGUAAUACAUAGCGAUAUGAGGUAUCUCCAAAUGGAGAAGAAGGCAGAUUUAAUCGUAAGUGAAUUGUUAGGAUCCUUUGGAGAUAAUGAAUUAUUUCCAGAAUGUUUAGAUGGAAUACAAAAGUAUCUUCAGGAGGAUGGGGUUAGCAUUCCGCAAAAUUGUGUGUCCUACAUGGAGCCCAUUUCUUGCUCUCACAUUUACCACAGAAUAGGGCAAAAUAAUUUCACAGGAUAUAAUGAAAUAUUCUACAUUGUCAAUAUGUACUCCUACUGCAAAAUUUCGGAGGAUGAACCGGCAGAAUGCUUCACUUUCCAAACCCCCAACAGAAAAAUCCAAAAGGAUAACUCGCACAAUAAUCGUUACAAACGUUUAAAAUUUACUAUUAAUUUGACCUCCUACUUGCAUGGAUUUUUAUGCUAUUUUAAAAGCCAGCUGUACCAGGAUGUCUACUUGUCCAUCGAGCCUAAUACACAUACGAAGAAUUUACACAGCUGGUACCCUUUAUAUAUCCCCAUAAAUCAGAUUUUGUUUCUGGAACAAGGCCAGACGUUGUCUAUAAGCAUCUGGCGCCUGACCGAUAACCACAAAAUCUGGUACGAGUGGUGUAUUAACGAGCCGCGUACAACCUGCAUUCACAACUACAAUGCGAAGCACUUUUCGAUUGGUCGAUGA
This is a messenger RNA of Plasmodium inui San Antonio 1, 2103 nucleotides long. RefSeq names its product protein arginine N-methyltransferase 5. Gene Ontology annotation, biological process: regulation of DNA-templated transcription; peptidyl-arginine N-methylation. The transcript has a single exon. Lineage: Eukaryota; Apicomplexa; Aconoidasida; Haemosporida; Plasmodiidae. Gene Ontology annotation, cellular component: nucleus; cytosol. The record is from RefSeq and is a predicted model, not a curated record. Bases 1 to 2103 code for a protein of 700 amino acids.